AUGGCUCACGCCGAUCACACAAGAGAUCCCUGUCCAUGGGUAAUUCUCAGUGACUUCGGAGGGGCUUUUUCUAUGGGCGCAGUUGGAGGUGGCAUUUGGUAUGGCAUAAAGGGUUCAAGGAACUCACCUCGGGGAGAACGUUUUGUCGGUGCGAUAUCCUCCAUGAAAGCACGCGCCCCAGUAAUAGGUGGUAACUUCGGUGUAUGGGGUGGCAUGUUCUCGACGUUUGACUGUGCCGUAAAAGGCUUCCGGCAGAAGGAGGAUGCAUGGAAUGCCAUCAUAUCCGGAUUCAUGACUGGCGGUUGUCUGGCUGCACGAAGUGGACCCAGAUCCAUGCUAUCUUCAGCCAUAGCUUGUGGCGUGCUGCUUGGUGUCUUCGAGGGAGUUGGUGUACUCAUAUCUCGGGUCUUCAGUGAAGGAACACGACCACAGAUGCCACAAAUCCCCACCGCUGCUCCAGCUGGUUCAGCAUAG
Pleurotus ostreatus (oyster mushroom) is the source of this 474-nucleotide messenger RNA. It is a transcript of the gene TIM17, whose product is annotated as translocase of the inner membrane. Bases 1 to 474 code for a protein of 157 amino acids. Gene Ontology annotation, molecular function: transmembrane protein transporter activity. Gene Ontology annotation, cellular component: TIM23 mitochondrial import inner membrane translocase complex; mitochondrial inner membrane. The record is from RefSeq and is a predicted model, not a curated record. Gene Ontology annotation, biological process: protein import into mitochondrial matrix. NCBI's taxonomy places the organism in Eukaryota, Fungi, Basidiomycota, Agaricomycetes, Agaricales, Pleurotaceae. The transcript has 5 exons.